CCAUAGCUGGCUUUGAAUGAAAGCUUAUAGAUUGAAACGAUCCAUCGUCCCUCCAAAAGCUUUGAUCAAAGAAAACUAUGGCUCGCGCAUGGGGAUUCUCUGCCGCUGUCUCUCUUUCCGCAAAGAUUGUCGAGAGAGACUGCUCGAUCUUGGCGUUUGGCCAUCGCCCGGAGAGGAGAGAUUUAAAGAGGAAGUGAAAGGGUUUCCUUUUUUUUUUGUUUCUGUAAGAUUUUUGUCUUGUUGGAGUGAAUGGAUUGAGAAAAGAGCUCCAGAGUUAUGAUGCUCACGCCUUGUUUCUUGGAGGAGGACUACGCCCUCUCCAUUCCAAGCUCGUUUGAUUCCUCUCCAUUUGGGAGGAAGCUCAAAUCUAGGCAUGAAAGAUCGAAGAGCGCUCCCUCGAACGAGCGUUCUUUCGAUGGGUCGGAGGAUGGAUCCUUCUGGGACGUGUAUACUCCAACUGAUCAUCGCAAUUGGAGGUGUCUCGAUUGGAGGACGAAGCAUCGUCUCGCCCUGGAACGGGAUGUUUGCUUGCUCCAAAUCCGGCUACAAGAGGAGCAAGCCACACGGGCAUCGUUGGAAAAAGCUCUCGUCAAUGCUUCCAGCUGCCUCUCCCCCGAUUGUAAAACCAUCGCUACAAAGGCGAGAGACCUCAUCGCUGAGACAGCACUGAUCGAGCACGAAGUCGCCCAUCUGGAAAAACGAGUUCUUUGGCUCUACCGGAAGAUCCUUAUCGAAAACGUGAUCAAAUUCUUAGUUCGUAAGAAACAGCAGGAUGAUCACCACCACCACUCGCGAAAAUCUCCCUUGUCUCAAGAUCCAAUCUUCAAGUCGAGUUUCAGGGACAGAUUGUCGAGCUCGCUCUUAUCAUCGAGUUCUCCAGUCAGUAGCAAGGCAUCUCCGUUGCAUCAUCUACUCGGAGCAAUCCAGCCAAGGGCCCGAAAGAAACUCUCUGAGAUGCCAGAAACCCCCCCGAGCUUGACGCUGGAGAGGUUUUCCAGUGGUUUUGUUGGAAGCCCCAGCGAGCUGUCGGCAGCGCUCGUUCGUGGCAUGGCUGGGAUCUUUGGCAAGCUCGCAGAUGUGCCUCAAAGCUCGCCAUCUCCACUCUUUUCCUCCUGGUCGAGUUCGUCCAGCCCCCGGAACCUUGGAGGCCUCUUGAGCAAUCCAUUCCAGCUCUCCAAGCAGCUGGGAGACUGUGGAGCGUACAGGUUUGUCGUGGAGGUUCCUUGGAUCUCGAUCGACAAGCAGCAGCUCGGCUACGUAGCACAGCCUCUUCAAGAAUUCAAGACGAUGGUCAAACAGCUCUCCAAGGUGGAUGUAGCAUCCAUGGAUUGCAACGAAAAGCUAGCGUUUUGGAUCAACAUCUAUAAUGCGCUUGUGAUGCAUGCACAUUUGGCUUAUGGAAUCCCAACCAGCAAAUCUAAGCGAGAAUCACUUCUACACAAGGCAGCCUAUAAGGUUGGCAGUGUUUCUGUGACUGCCUACACUAUAGCACAGUUUGUUCUCGCUUGGCGAUCAGAUUCUCAAAACUCUCGAGAGUGGCUGCAAGCUUUGAUAUCUCCCCUAGCGCGGCCCAAACCGAGGAUCAAACGUACGUUUACGUACAGCCUUCCACAUCCGGAGCCCCUCGUAUGUUUUGCACUUUGCUCCGGAGCUCGUUCUGAUCCAUCGUUGCGAGUUUACACAGCAAUCCAUGUCAGAGCCCAGCUCCAGAUUGCGAAGUUGGAGUUUUUACAAGCAAGUGUUGGUGUUGGAGCCAAGAAUACACUACUCCUGCCGAGAAUCCUCCACGACUUUCUGAGCGAGAUUGGCGUUAGCAGCAGGGGACUGCUGCAGUGGCUGUGUCACAAUCUCCCCGAGCAACACUCUCUCAGUCUCAAGGCUUGUGUCAAGCAUUUGGCGUUUGAAUGGCUGCCUUAUAACUCAAGCUUUAGAUACAUGUUUGUACGGGACUUGCUAGAUUUUGGAUGAUAAUAUAAUGUUAUUUCCGUCUAAA
This is a messenger RNA of Selaginella moellendorffii, 1993 nucleotides long. RefSeq lists its product as uncharacterized. The transcript has 12 exons. The coding region runs from base 277 to 1968 and encodes 563 amino acids. The record is from RefSeq and is a predicted model, not a curated record. NCBI's taxonomy places the organism in Eukaryota, Viridiplantae, Streptophyta, Lycopodiopsida, Selaginellales, Selaginellaceae.